AUGGCUUCUUCUCAAGAACAAGAACCACAAGGAUCAUCUACAUCACUAGACCAACCUCCAUUGUGGGACUUUGUGACUAAACUCGAUAAACUUGCUGGAGCAGGAGGAUGUUGGAAGUUCAAGUGUAACCUUUGCAGUGAAACCCGAAAAGGAUCAUAUACUAGAGUUAGAGCACAAUUGCUUGGCAUAAAAGGUUAUGGGAUUUCUAUUUGCAAGAAAGCAACAACAACUGACAAACUGAACAUGACAAAAUUAGAAGACGCGUAUGAAAAGAAGAAAAUCGAGUCACAAGUGAAAGAAGUCCAAUUGCCAUGUGAAGCUGGUGUGGGAUUUAAGAAAAGAAAAGGUAUUUCAACACCUAUUGAAAGAGCUUUUGGUGUUGAAAUUAGGGAGCAAAUGGAUCAAAAAAUAGCUAGAAUGUUUUAUACCGGAGGUUUACCUUUUAAUCUUGCAAGAAAUCCACACUAUGUCAGGGCUUUUCAGUUUACUGCUAACAACAAAAUUGAUGGUUAUGUACCUCCUGGUUAUAAUAAGCUAAGAACAACAUUACUACAAAAAGAAAAAGAUAAUUUUCACAAGCUAUUGGAGCCACUUAGGUCUACAUGGAAAAAAAAGGAAGUCAUCAAUGAAAUUGGUCACGAAAAUGUUGUACAAAUCAUUACUGACAAUGCAGCAAAUUGUAAGGCAACUGGAGAGAUUAUAGAGAGUCAGUUUCCUCACAUCUAUUGGACACCAUGUGUUGCUCAUACGCUUAAUCUUUCUUUGAAGAACAUUUGUUCACCAAGGAAUGUGGAAACAAAUGAACUAACAUAUGAACAGUGUCGCUGGAUAAAAGAAGUUCACGAAGAGGCGUUUACAAUAAAAAAUUUCAUCAUGAACCAUAACAUGAGACUCUCGAUUUUCACCAAGUUUACUCUUCUUAGGCUGCUUUCUGUUGCUGACACUCGCUUUUCCUCCAUCAUUGUGAUGCUUAAGAGAUUGAAACUUAUCAAAAUGGGUCUUCAAGCUAUGGUCAUAAGCGAAGAAUGGUCUUCUUAUAGAUUAGAUUACACUGAGAAAGCAAACUCUGCGAAAGAAUAUAUUUUGAAUGAUGAUUGGUGGGACAAAGUAGCAUAUAUUCUUAGUUUCACUGGACCUAUAUAUGAGAUGAUUAGAGCUUGUGACACCGACAAGCCAUGUUUACACUUGGUGUAUGAGAUGUGGGAUUCUAUGAUUGAGAAAGUGAAGAUUGAGAUCUACAAGAAAGAAAAACGUCUGACAUCUCAAAUAAGUUGCUUUUAUGACGUUGUGCAUCGUAUUUUAAUGGCUCGAUGGGCGAAGAAUAACACUCCCCUACAUUGUUUAGCUCACUCUUUACAUCCAAGGUUGUUUCCUAAUGGUGAUGAGUAUAGCAGAGUCCUUGAUGAGUAUGCAAUGUUUUCAAUGAAGAGUGGUCCUUUUGAAGAUUUAACAAGCAUUUCAAAGAUGGCUACAAUGGAACCCAAGAAUUGGUGGGUUAACUUUGGUGCUCAAACUCCUUUUCUCCAAACUUUGGCUUUUAGAUUACUUGGACAACCUAGUUCUUCUUCUUGUGCUGAACGUAAUUGCAGUACUUAUGCAUUUAUUCACUCGCUUAAAAGGAACAAGUUGACUACAAGUCGUGCUCAAGACUUGGUUUACAUCCACAAUAAUCUCCGACUUUUGUCAAGGACUCCGAAAGAUGAUGUAAAGAUGUGGGAUGUGGGUGCAGAUGCUUUUGAUUCAAUGGAAGAUGUCAGCCAAACACCGUGUGCUGCUGUUACUGCUUGUGUGGCUCCAUCUGACCAGCUCCCUCCGACCACCUGUCACCGUUCACCGCCACUCCCUUUGAGUUCACGUUGGCAUAAAACAAAUGAACAAGGCAGUGGAACUACAAUUGCACGCCGUCACCACCCGCUGCCACAGUGA
Lactuca virosa is the source of this 1926-nucleotide messenger RNA. NCBI's taxonomy places the organism in Eukaryota, Viridiplantae, Streptophyta, Magnoliopsida, Asterales, Asteraceae. The record is from the annotation of a GenBank genome assembly.